CUAUUUAUGUGGGGGAUCCAACAUGGCGGCUGCGGCGAUCCUGGCGAUGGCUGUGGAGCCCAUCAGAACAUAGUGGCGGGGAAGGGGGCACGGUCCGCACUCACGGUGGCGUCGGCGGAGACGGCUGAGGGUGGUGGAGGGAAGAAAAGCGACGGAGAGCAAAAGGAAGGGCGGGCAGGCAAAGCACUCGGCAUAGAACCGAGCGCCGGGGCGAGUGAGGGCAGAGGGCCAGAACAGUAGGGAUGGCGGAGCCUCGCAGAGUAGCGUUUAUUAGCCUGUCACCGGUGAGAAGGCGCGAGGCCGAAUACGCAGGGGCCGAACGCGAGCCGGAGUACCCUCGCGAGCCCCCCCGGCUGGAGCCGCAGCCGCACCGCGAGCAGGUCCGGGCGGAGCAGCCGGUCCCGCGGGAGGCUGCCCCCCGGUCCGAUGCGCAGCCCCCGCCGCGGGAGAAACCGCUCCCCCAGCGCGAGGUCAGCCGCGCCGAGCCGCCUAUGUCGCUGCAGCGCGAGCCCCCGCGGCCCGAGCCGCCGCCGCCGCCGCCGCCGCCGCCCCCGCAGCUGCACUUGCAGCCGCCCCCGCCGCGCGAGUCGGCUUCCCGGGCCGAGCCGCAACAGAGGCCGCCGAGGGAGACGGUGCGCUUGGAGCUGGUGCUCAAGGAUCCCACGGACGAGAGCUGCGUGGAGUUCAGUUACCCGGAGCUGCUCUUGUGCGGAGAACAACGGAAGAAGCCCGUUCACACAGAAGACCCAUUUAAUGAUGAGCAUCAAGAGAGGCAAGAAGUGGAAAUGUUGGCUAAGAAGUUUGAAAUGAAAUAUGGUGGGAAACCCCGUAAACACCGGAAGGAUCGGCUACAAGAUUUAAUUGAUAUAGGCUUUGGCUAUGAUGAGACAGAUCCAUUUAUUGAUAACUCAGAGGCUUAUGAUGAAUUAGUUCCUGCUUCUCUAACAACAAAAUAUGGAGGCUUUUAUAUCAACACUGGCACUCUCCAGUUCCGCCAAGCUUCAGAUACUGAGGAAGAAGAUAUUACAGACAACCAAAAGCACAAACCACCCAAGAUUCCCAAAAUAAAAGAAGAUGAUAUUGAGAUUAAGAAGCGGAAGCGGAAAGAGGAAGGGGAGAAGGAGAAGAAGCCAAGGAAAAAAGUACCCAAACAACUGGGAGUUGUGGCUCUAAAUUCACACAAGUCUGAAAAAAAGAAGAAACGGUAUAAAGAUACUCUUUCUCUAGCUGCCAUGAUACGAAAAUUUCAAAAAGAGAAGGAUGCAUUAGAGAAGGACUCGAACCCCAAAGUCCCAGUGAACUUAAUGACCACCUCUCUGAAUAAGCCCCCCUCCGCUGCUGUAGCUUUGGGAAAUGAUGUCUCAGACUUAAAUAUGAACAAUGCUGAUCCGGACCUCCCCAUUUUUGUUAGCACAAAUGAACAUGAACUGUUUCAGGAAGCGGAAAGUGCCCUAAAGAUACUAGAUGAUAUCGACUUUGACAGAUUACUGGAUGCUACUUCUGAUGGUAGUCCCCUUUCUGAGUCAGGGGGAGAGAACGGAAAUACCACCCAGCCAACCUACGCCUCUCAGGUUAUGCCCAAGGUGGUACCUACACUCCCAGAGGGUUUACCUGUCCUUCUUGAGAAACGUAUUGAAGACCUCCGUGUAGCUGCCAAACUUUUUGAUGAAGAAGGAAGGAAAAAAUUCUUUACACAGGAUAUGAAUAAUAUUCUUCUGGACAUUGAGUUACAGCUACAGGAACUAGGCCCUGUCAUUCGUAGCGGUGUCUACGCCCAUCUGGAAGCUUUUGUGCCAUGCAAUAAGGAAACACUAGUAAAACGUCUGAGGAAGUUACAUCUCAACGUCCAGGAUGAUCGUUUGAGAGAACCUCUACAAAAACUGAAACUGGCUGUGAGCAAUGUCAUGCCUGAACAGCUAUUUAAAUACCAGGAGGACUGCCAGGCUCGCAGUCAGGCUAAGUGUGCCAAGUUGCAAACAGAUGAAGAACGAGAAAAAAAUGGAUCCGAGGAAGAUGAUGAUGAGAAACCAGGGAAACGUGUCAUAGGACCAAGGAAAAAAUUCCACUGGGAUGACACCAUUAGAACUUUGUUAUGUAACCUUGUUGAGAUCAAAUUGGGAUGCUAUGAGUUAGAGCCAAAUAAAAGCCAGUCUGCUGAGGAUUAUCUUAAAUCCUUUAUGGAGACAGAGGUGAAACCAUUGUGGCCUAAGGGCUGGAUGCAGGCAAGAAUGCUUUUUAAGGAAAGCCGGAGUGUACAUAAUCAUCUUACUUCUGCACCGGCAAAGAAAAAGGUGAUUCCUGCACCUAAACCCAAAGUGAAGGAGUGUAGUCCAAAAAAGGACCAGAAAACGCCCGCGUCCUUGGCAGCUUCCGCUGGUGGGCCCUCGACGAGCUCUAGCACAUCUGCCAUGGCUUCCACCAGCUCUGGCUCCACUCCGGCCCAGGAGACCAUCUGCCUUGAUGACUCACUAGAUGAAGACCUUUCUUUCCACCCCCCUGCACUGGACCUUGUUUCUGAAGCUCUGGCUGUUAUCAACAGUGGAAGCAAGGGCCCUCCAGCUGGCUCCAGGAUAAGCAUGCCGACUGCAAAACCUCGCCCGGGACUGAGAGAAGAAAAAUUAGCAAGUAUUAUGAGCAAGCUGCCCCUGGCUACUCCCAAAAAACUAGACUCUGCUCAGACUGCACAUUCAUCAAGUCUUAUUGCUGGUCACACAGGGCCAGUACCAAAGAAACCCCAGGAUUUAGCUCAUACUGGCAUCUCUUCAGGCCUUAUUGCUGGUUCUUCAAUUCAGAACCCUAAAGUUUCCUUAGAACCUUUGCCAGCCAGGCUACUUCAACAAGGACUACAGAGGUCAAGCCAGAUCCAUGCUUCUUCCUCUUCCCAGGCCCACGUCUCCUCUUCCUCCCAAGCCCAAGUCGCUGCCUCCUCUCAUGCUCUGGGAACAUCAGAGGCCCAGGAUGCUUCUUCGUUAACACAAGUAACAAAGGUGCACCAGCAUUCCGCUGUCCAACAGAAUUAUGUGUCUCCAUUACAAGCAACCAUUAGUAAAUCACAGACCAACCCAGUGGUGAAGUUAAGUAAUAAUCCUCAGCUGUCCUGUUCAUCCCCACUUCUUAAGACUUCAGAGAAGCCACUUAUGUACCGCUUUCCCUUAUCCACUCCCUCGCCUGGUAACGGUUCUCAAGGGUCCCACUCCCUGGUUUCUAGGACAGUACCUAGCACCACUACCUCCAGUAACUAUUUAGCCAAGGCAAUGGUGUCACAAAUCUCCACGCAGGGUUUCAAGUCUCCCUUCUCAAUGGCUGCCUCCCCAAAACUUGCCGCAUCUCCUAAACCUGCCACAUCCCCUAAACCCUUGCCCUCACCUAAGCCUUCUGCCUCACCCAAGCCCCCUCUGUCAGCUAAGCCUUCAGUAUCAACUAAACUUAUUUCUAAAUCCAACCCAACUCCCAAGCCUACUGUACCCUCAAGUUCUCCCAGUCCAAGUGUGCUAGCAGCCCAGAGUGGCCGCUCCAGUAGCAACAGCCCAGUCCAUAAACAGCCCAGUGGAGUGAACAUGAGCAGACAGUCUCCGACCUUGAAUUUAUUGCCCUCCAAUCGCACUUCAGGCCUUCCAUCGACAAAAAACCUUCAGGCCUCUUCAAAGCUACCAAACUCAUCCUCCACUGGAACUGUCGGGAAGAAUAGCUUGGGUGGAAUUGCAAUGAAUGUACCUGCCAGCAGAGGUAGCAACCUUAACUCAAGCGGAGCUAAUAGGACGAGUCUAUCUGGGGGAACAGGAAGUGGAACACAGGGUGCUUCUAAACCGUUGUCUACUCCACAUAGACCAUCCUCUGCCUCAGGGUCUUCCGUGGUAACAGCCAGUGUGCAGUCCACAGCAGGAGCAUCAUUAUUGGCUAAUGCCUCACCUCUGACUCUCAUGACAUCACCUUUGUCUGUAACAAAUCAAAAUGUGACUCCUUUUGGGAUGCUGGGUGGCCUUGUUCCAGUGACCAUGCCCUUCCAGUUGCCCUUGGAGCUACUUGGCUUUGGAACGGACACAGCUGGAGUGACAACCACCUCGGGAUCUACCUCAGCCGCUUUCCACCAUAGCCUAACUCAGAAUUUACUAAAGGGUUUACAGCCAGGAGCUCAGCAUGCAGCAACACUUUCCCACUCACCUCUGCCUACACAUUUACCGCAAACAUUUAAUGAUGGAGGCCAAAGUAAAGGGGACACUAAAUUACCACGGAAAUCUCAGUGACUUCCCAACAAGCAAAGGAGAUGAGACACUCAGCUGGCUGAUGGAAUCUACCUGAUGGGAAAGUACUCAUGUGGUCAUAGGGCUGCUGUUCUGUCGAUGUUUACAUUCUCUCGUCCCAAGCACUGUGGUGAGGAGGAAAAAGAAAAGAAAACAUUACUUGAGUUAAAGCCAGGUGCAGGAGGAAGAAAUGAUUUCUUGCAAAGUUAGUGACCUUUGGUCUCUUCUAAAGAAAGGCAGAGUUACCGUAUUAACUGUCCUGAAAGAGACUCAGUUGUCAAACCCACAGAAGUACAAAUUUGUUUUUUUCCCGGGGGGAGAACAAAAGAAAUUGAGGAUUUGGGUUAAACUCCAUCCAUCCUGGGGGUUGAAUCUGAACACUCGUAGACAUAAUGGCAUAAUAAAAGGCAGUAUAUCUGGAAUCAGGCCAGUUUGUCAGGAGUAAGGAUCAUGUCUAUUUGAGUGGACUGUGGAGCAGAUUUGCCACACAAAAAAAUUAACGACUGUAUGUCUGAUACAGACCGUAGCUGAGAAAAUAAUAUACCCUCAAAAAUCCUGAACAAACUUGAAUCUUCUCCAGUGCGUAGCAACUCGCCAUGUAAAUCAGUGGACUAAAGAUGCUUCAGGAAAGUUAUUUUAGCACAGUGAUAUAUAUUAUUAAAUCACCGAGAUUUUUAAAAGUCAAGAAAUGGAGCCUGUUGCUCUUACUAGACAAAACUUAGAUACCCCCUUUUUGUAAAAGGGUCAAUUUCAUCUUCCAUUCAGAAGCAGAUACUUAACUCUCUUCUUCAGGUGAUUUGUGCAUCUGGUAUUGACUGGUUAAUUCUUAUUUCCAUUCUUGAUGUUAAAAUGUGACUGUGUUCACAUUUUUUUCUUGAGAA
Molecule: messenger RNA, 5122 nt
Organism: Pteronotus mesoamericanus
Lineage: Eukaryota; Metazoa; Chordata; Mammalia; Chiroptera; Mormoopidae
Gene: UBN2
Product: ubinuclein 2
Exons: 17
Coding region: 243-4244 (1333 amino acids)
Biological process (GO): chromatin organization
Cellular component (GO): nucleus
Source: RefSeq, a predicted model, not a curated record